AUGGACCGCAAGAAUCUGAUCAGCACUAUAACCACACCUACUCAAGGUGCUCCUGCUAUCACAGAUACGACAAAGUAUGCUUCUUUGCACUUCAUUCGACACCACCUUGAUCCUGCUCUGAAAGAAGAGUACAUGAUGGAGGAAACAUACAAUUCUGCUGGACAUCAAAUCAACUCUAAGUUGAUAUUCUGCAACAGUGCAGUCUCGGAUGCAGAUCUCAUUGAAAAGAUACUCUUUACUUUCCAUCCUAAUAUGAGGAUUCUUGAUGAACAACAUCAUCAUCAGAAAUACAAGAAGCAUUCUGAGUUGAUAUUUGCACUUCUUCAGGUAGAAAAGCACAGUGAAAUUCUCGAUAAGAAUAAUAUGCCCUGUCCAACGGGAACACUGCCGCUGCUUGAAGCACAUUUCAAUUCUCAGAAUACUCAGAAGUCCUGUGGUCCCAAAAGGAACCAUAGGAAGUUUAAAGAAAAGUGGAGAUGCAAAGAGAAUCAGAAUAGCAAUGGAGUACAAAAGGGCAAGAAUCAUUUUAAGAAAAAUGAUAAGGGUAGCAGCUCUCAAGCUUGCUACAGAUGUGGUUAUACUACGCAUCAUGCAAGGAAGUGUACAACUUCUAAGCAGUUGGUGACGCUGUAUCAGCAAUCAAUUGGCAAGGGCAAGAAGGCUCAAGGGAACCAGUACGAAGCUCACUUCACUGGUCCAAUGAUUGAAAGUUCUCAAGAGAUUCAUGAGAACGAUGUUCAUAACAACAUGGGGAACCAAGAUCAAGCUCGAAAAAAGGAAGGACAACCACUUACUGUUGAUGACAUGUUGGUGGAUUUCACUUCUACUAAUGACAUAUAUGGAGAUAUGCUUUGA
Molecule: messenger RNA, 855 nt
Organism: Aegilops tauschii subsp. strangulata
Lineage: Eukaryota; Viridiplantae; Streptophyta; Magnoliopsida; Poales; Poaceae
Source: RefSeq, a predicted model, not a curated record